AAAAUUUGCAGGAGGCAACUUCUCAGAACGAAAGCUGAGGCUCAUUUUCCAGCUGCUGGCACCAGCUGAGCGGCUAGCUGCGAGCUGGCGAAAAGGCCCUUCCGCAUUUCGGGGCCAAACAAGACCUGAUAACAGCUACAUGUCUGCCUUGCUCUGCCUUAGACCCUUCUCUAUGACGCAUUUUCUGCUUCAAGGUUUGCGCAGGCCUGGACUUGGAGCAGAAUUGAAUGCUUGAUCAGUGGACUCAACAUUGGAAGUUGCAAGCAGGAACAUGAGCAAUUUUUGAUCGCAUUGGCUGCAGAAAUCAGAUGGACUGAAGCAGACAAGCUUUACGGCAGCGACUUGGUAGCCAAGUGCAGCCAAGAGUUUGCACAAGGAUAAAGAGCGGCUGCAAAUGCCGCACAGCAUUCAUUGUAUUGCAGGCCCUCAAGUUGAGAGCAUCACAAUUGAUUGAACAUUGAAGCACCGCCCACUCAACACGUUUGCUGCUGGACAUUCGCUGGUCAUUCCAAGCCUCAUGAGCACCAGAACAUUGGGGAGCUGUGGUUCAAAGGUUGCAUCCCUCCCAUUGCUAUCAGCACCACUUACAGAGCAGGGUCGCAGUUUCGUUUCCGUUUGGAGGCCCUCUUUGAGCAAGCCCAGCCCAGGAGGUCCAACCAAGUCAACGCGGAGAGCUACUCAAACAGUAAUGGUUUACCAUGAUGGUGAGCUGGCGGUGCAGCGCAGAGUGGGCACAGCGGAGCAGGCAGCCCAGUAUGCGGGGUUCGUGCGGCCCCUAGUGAACCAGCAGCUCUCCCUCUUUGCGGAGCAGCGCAGUGAUGUCAUCGCUGCGUCAGCGGACUCUGAGGGCCGGCUGUGGGCCAGCAUGCUGUUUGGCGCCCCCGGCUUCAUGCGCGUCACUCCAGAUGCUUCAGCUCUUCUGGUGGGCGCCGACAACAUGCCAACUGUCAGCCCAGGGGAUCCCCUGCACGACAAUGCACUGGCCGAUGGAGCCGCCCUGGGCUUCCUCUGUAUUGAGAUGCAAACACGCCGGCGCAACCGCAUCAAUGGCGUGAGCCGCCCUGCGCGCGCUCCCCCUGGUGGGCUGUUCGUGCAGGUACAAGAGGCCUUUGGCAACUGCCCCAAGUACAUCACACGGCGCACCAUCUCCUCCCCUUCACAGGGGGCUGGUUUGCUCCAGGGAGAAGCCCCCCCUGUCAAAACUCAGAGCCUAACUCCUGACCAGCAGCGGCUGAUUGCAGAGGCGGAUAUGAUGUUUGUGGCCACAGCCAACCCAGGGGGAGGAGCAGAUGCGUCGCACCGCGGGGGAUCCCCCGGGUUUGUGCGAUUCUUGGACGAGAGGACGUUGAUGUGGCCCGACUACACUGGGAAUGGCAUGUUCAUGACUCUGGGCAACAUCCAGCUGAACCCCGCUGCGGGCCUGCUCUUCAUCGACUGGGCCGGCCACUCGCUGCUGCAGCUGACCGGCCACGCGCAGGUCCUGUUCGAGGAGGACAUCGCACGCCGCCAGCUGGCGCCCCUGCUGGGCGGGGCGGAGCGCGCCGUUAUCUUCACAGUCGACGAAGAGUUGCACCGCAAGAACAGCGUCCCCUUUGACUACCAGCUGAUUGACUACUCCCCCUACAAUUACCCCGUGCCAGCCAGCCUUGCCAAGAACAGCACGGUAGCCCCGGGGAAGGACGAGCAGACCGUGACAGUGGUAAACAUCCAGCAGAUUACACCCCUCGUAAAGGAGUUCACGUUUGAGACGGAAAACGUGUUGCAAUACUUGCCGGGGCAGUACGCCAUGUUCAAUCUGGAGGUGCCGCGGGCAGGGGGUGCGGGCGCGCAGCACUUGAUGCGCAGCUGGACCGUCACCAGCACUGCAGCGCCGAACAAGCGCACCUUCUCCAUCGCCGUGAAGCGCCUGCCGGGGGGGCGCGCAUCCACCUGGCUGCACGACACCGUCCGGCCCGGCACCCUGGUGCACCUGGUGGGCACGGCGGGCGACUUCACGCCCUUCUCUGCUGCCGGGGUGGUCGCCGCUCCCCGGCUGCUGCUGCUGUCGGCGGGCAUCGGCGUGACCCCCAUGCUGGCCAUCCUGCGCGGGCUGAGGGCAGGCCAGGGGGAUCCCCCCGACGUGGUGGCCGUUCACACCUCCCGCACCGCUGCAGAUGUUCCCUUCAGGUCCGAGAUGCCUGUGAGCGCCAGUACGGACGGCUUCCUUUUUGUGGAGAAUCUGACGGAGCGGGAUGGCCGCCUCACUGCAGACCGUCUGAAGCAGCACGUGCCUGACGCGGCGACCAGGCAGGUGUACCUGUGCGGGCCGGCGACGUACCAGACUCACAUGACGGCACUCCUGGAAGCGCUGGGGGUGCCACCUGGCAACAUCCACACCGAGAGCUUCUCCUACUGAGGCACCACCGCGGGGAAGCUGGGCAGAGAACUCGAAGCAGCGAGGGUUUUGUUUCGGAUGUCCUGGGGCGCCGCUCCGACAGAAAUGCUGGUGCUACAUUCAAGACGACCUGCGCGGUCGCUCUGUGCAACAAUACUUCCAUGUGAUAUAUCCAGUGGUGCGUCCAGUUGAGUUUGUGAGGAAAAUUCUAUUGAGUUUGUGGGAAAAGAAUAGCGUUUAUGAGGGACAGUGUAUUAGAUUUUUGGUGUGACGCUAAAGUGGUUGGCAUCAGACACAGAGGCGGAUGCAGCCAGGUAGGGGCAGUGAACUCAACGUCGUGGCAUGCGGCCAGGGUCGGAUAGUGGAGCAUUUUUGGGCCAGCUGUUCCUUAGCUGAGGCUCUUUGAAUCUUGUUUGACAAGCUUCUGUACGUAUACUCGCUGUACUCCGUUGUGAACAGAUUAUGCUGGCUUGUAGACACCUGGCUUAAACUGCGCUAUUACAGUUGCGCUAAGUCACAAAUUUGGACAACCUUGAGACAGCUUAGGAGGUAACUUGGACUAGAAACACGGUCGUUGUUUGAUUGACAAUAUGGUAUUAUUCGAUUUUGUUGCAGCCAGAUAUGGCGGCCUAGGGUUGCGUUUCAAGUUUCCGAGUCAGUGCCAGCUGGUAAGUUGGAAAAGUGAUUCUCCUGUCGAAAUUGCUUCAAGUUGGGGG
Molecule: messenger RNA, 3090 nt
Organism: Klebsormidium nitens
Lineage: Eukaryota; Viridiplantae; Streptophyta; Klebsormidiophyceae; Klebsormidiales; Klebsormidiaceae
Source: the annotation of a GenBank genome assembly